Messenger RNA from Sphaerodactylus townsendi, 5305 nucleotides. RefSeq names its product ring finger protein 43 (gene RNF43). Gene Ontology annotation, molecular function: ubiquitin protein ligase activity; frizzled binding. The record is from RefSeq and is a predicted model, not a curated record. The transcript is spliced from 6 exons. Lineage: Eukaryota; Metazoa; Chordata; Lepidosauria; Squamata; Sphaerodactylidae. Gene Ontology annotation, biological process: Wnt receptor catabolic process; ubiquitin-dependent protein catabolic process. The coding region runs from base 1701 to 3746 and encodes 681 amino acids.
CACAGGUUUUAGAGGGGGGUUCUUUUUGCCUUCCAGGAGCUGCUCUAGAAGUGCUUCUCUGGAAAGAAAGCUCUUCCACGGCAUCUGCAGAACCUGCCCAAGCCACUUCAGCACCCCGGUCCCUGAAGGACGGUUACAAUCCCUACUGAAGCAGGCUUCCAAGGUUUGCUUCUGAGUUUGCUGCUGCCACUGCCGCUGCUGGAGAUUCGUGGUUUCAAACAAACUUCUCUCUCACUCCCUCCUUAGAUGGCUUGCCGCUCGUCUCUGCUGGGAGAAAGGAAGAGCCUUCUGCUCCAAUUCGAAAGGAGCUCUCAGCAAAGCUCCUGGAUUCCUGGCAAGCCAUUCUAGGUUGCUUGGGGAAACUAGAUUUCAGCCACGCCUGGCCCAUAAGCCUUCAGCCUGGAGUACUUUUUUUUUUCUGAUUAAGAUUGUGGGAUUUCACAUUUACCUGCACAGAGUGUUUCUGUGAGUCUCUCCCCUUCUCUCAGUAACCCGUAGGUAAGAUUCAGGCCACAUUUCGAUUGAUCAUUGAAAACUUUUUCUAGCUAGCUUUUGCAAGAAAAUUUCCAGCUGUUAACCUAGCCCCUACGGAUUUUUUUUUUUUUUUGCAAUCAGCCUACCAACUGUGGCUUUGCUGGCCUACUUGAAAACGAUCGUUUUCUUCCUUGAUCGAACAACCAGUUCAGACGAUAACGCGUGGUGAUUUUUCUAGUUGCGGAAAUUUACGUGAGGCAUAUUUUCUGCUUGAUAACUGGGAUACCCUCCAUUUAUAUUUUCCGUAAUUCACCUCUAAAGGCAGAGAGAUGAAUUCCAUUGUUUUGCAUGGGAAAGGAAUGACACACACAGGUGUACAUCUAUAGUUGUUUUUCCUGUUUGGGCCUUUUUAACUUCAGAGAUACUUUUUUUAAAAUUAAGAACCGUCUUGUUGGUUUAAUGACUUCGGGGAGCUUCAAGUUGUAUCAAAAAGGACACUUCGAUGGAAAAUUCCAGGCUAGAAAAUACAUUUUAAAGUCUGCAACCAGGUGAGUGUAAUAUUAGCAUUCGAGGUGGGCCUAAUUUUUCUUUUUUUAAUCUGAAGACUAUUGUUUAAUAUUUUUUAAAAGUAAAACUGGUUUGUUGUUGUAAGUACUAAACGGGACUCUCUUUUCAAUGAGCGUGGAUUUUAGCGCGUGGCUUCAACAGAAGAAAGGAAUAAAAUAGCAUUGCCAGAAAGCCUCCGGUUUUGGCGGAUAAACUUUAACAAACUCGAAGUUAGAAAGGCAGCCUAGGGACGGACCCUGCUAGAAUAUAAACACUGAGUGGAUGGGGAAAACAGAGGUUGUCUCCCAUGGGGACCUGUCUCUCGCCAAGCAGUUCCAGCACUCUUCUCAGAAGGACCAAACAACUUUUUGCCCCAUACGCGGUUCGUGCCCCCUUCCUUCCGCUAACAAUGUCUGAAUUCAUCUGGAGGAGGAGACGGACCUAAUCUGGUGCUGCUUCUGAUCUUGAGGUUUGCACGUGGCACAAACAGACUGUGAGGGGGACAGAGGAGAACCUGGAGGAAGGGGACUGCCCUGUUUCUCAUCGGGCCCCCUUAACUGCCUUUGCAAAGAGGGCUUUAAUCCUCAACCCUUUUGCCUGUUUGUUGGAACCUGCUGUCUGGGUGAGGACGCAUUCCUGAGCAGUAUGUGUGGCCGGAGCGCACUGCUGCAGCUGGGAGCAUGAGUGUUGGCCCCCAGCUACAGUUGGCAGUCCUCUGGCCUUGGCUGCUUAUGGCUACGCUGCAGAUCCGACUGGGGUACUCUGGACUGGCGCUGGCAGCCGUGGUAGAAGCCGACCGAUCGCUGGCCCAAAAGGCAAUCAUUCGGGUGACCCCUUUCAAGCUGGAGCCUCUCAUGCUGGAAGGAGUCUUUGCUAGCAUUGCGGACGUGACCCCGGCAGAAGGAAAUCUUCUGCAGUUCCACCCCCUGUCUCUAUGCAACACCAGUGAAGACGAGCACACCUUCUCAGGAUUUGUCUCCAUCAUCAAGCUGGAACGUCCCGAGCGGGAUCUCCACCCCUGUUUGUCGCUGGCCAACAAGGCAAAGCUGGCGGGCGAGAGAGGGGCGCGGGCUGUCCUCUUCGACAUCACAGACGACCAGGGUGCUGCUGACCAGCUUUCAGACAGCUCCUUUUCCACCUGUGCCACCAAAAUUCAGAAGAGGGCAGCAGGCAGACUCGAAGAGGCACAGAUAACUGUUACUGAUCAAGAUCCCUCGGCUUUACCCCUGCGCCCCCGGGAGGAUGUACAUCAGCCAAGGCCUGGGCAAAGGCCCCAUUUCUUCCGGCAACAUCCGGGACGUGCCUUGUAUCACUUCCCACAGACUCUCCCCCCAGCAGCCCCCAGGAACUGCCCCGAACACCCUUUCCUCCACUCUCCGCAGCUUUCCCAGUCAGGUAUCGGGACAAUGCAUUACUUGCGCUAUGGACCGGUGGGUUCAGAGACAUGGUGCCCUCACCAGCCGCCUCGGGUCCAAAGACUAUUGGUUUCCCAACCUCAGGAGUCUCGGCUGUGUGAGCAGGCUGCUCACAGGCCCUUCCUGCUUCAACGCCAGCCCCCCUGCCGAGGAGGACUGAGGGCUCCCCUCUCCGACAAGCUCAACCGUGCCGGUCCUCCCAACAGAGGAAUCCGCCACGGGAGGCAUCAUCACCACAACAGCGGCUCAGGGGAGAGUUACCUCACGGAGCCCAGUGGGUACCUUCCCGACGGCCCUGGUAGUGACACCAGUUCUGGUCCUUGCCACGGCUCCUCCAGCGACUCCAUGUUGAAUUGCACUGACGUCAGCCUUCAGGCCAUCCAUGGAAGCUGUUCCACUUUCCACAGCUCCUUGAGCAGCGAUUACGAUCCUUUUGCCUUCUGCGGUUCGGACAAGCCAGCCACGGAGAGUGGGCAAGAGCCGUCUCCGUCUUGGAGGGAGCCACGGCCCAGGCUUCAGUCGGUGGACAUGGCGGGGAAGGGCAGGGCUCAGCUGGCCAGUAACCAUGUCCAUUACCACCACCACCAUCACAGGCACCACCAUUACGGACGGAGCCCCCCAGACUAUCUGAGUGGCAGGCUGAGCCACGAGCCCAUUCAACGCAAGGCCAAAUACCCCAGGGCCAAAGCUGGGCUACUUAGUGCCCAGGUGCACAAAAGGACUGAGAAGGUACACUUGCGAGAAAGCGGCUCAGACUCCCAGGAGGCAACUCUGCUCGGGCAGCCUUCUUGUUUGCCUCAAAGACACGCCCCUUCCUUGCCCGACAGAUUGGACUUCAGGGCGGAAGCCAGUGGGCAAGCAGGAGCCAUGGGGUCCCAGACCUCUCCCCAGCCCUUCUUACAACUUCAUCCCAGCAGGAGGAAAUGGAAACACCCCCUUGUCUCUUCCCAGUUCCCUUUGCCAGAGGAUUCCAGCGUGCCUCCAGACUGCAGUGCCCCCACUCGCUGUGGCCACAGCUCUGCCAACUGCUGCCCCACAGAGAUGCAGCCGCUUGUGCCCAGCGGUUCCUCUGUGCAUACUUUUUCCGAUUGUCAGCAAGUUUCAAAGUGCUUAGCUCCACAUUCUGAUAGCAGGCCUCGGGAGCAGGGGAACAGGACAGUGGAACAGGACUGCGAAUCUGUGCUUCUGGCGGAAGGUUCCGGGAUGGACACUACGGGGAACUAUGCCAGUGUUUACCUCAGCUGCCAAAUUCCACAACCCCAUCAGGGAUCUAAAGAGGAUGUCCCAGAUAUAUACGAACAUUCAGUUUAAGCGGAGGUGGACUUUGGGACCAGGAGACAGAAUCGUGCCGUUUGGGAAUCCCACGAGAAAGAAGUCUCUUGCAAGUUGUCAGCGAAUCCUGUUCUGUUGGAGUGGCAGCCAGUCUUAAGAAGUAGCCAGAGUCCAGUCAACCCUUCCUCAUCCUCUCAAACUCGCUAUUACAUCACGGUUGCAAUUAGCUUUUCCGAGUUGUCCAGCGCAUAGUUCAUGUGCCAAACAUAAGCUGCCAGUAUUGCUUGCCAGUUGUCAGGAGUUGCUAUCCUGAAGGUGGUUUCGGGAUCUUUGCUACUCUUGUUCCUGGAGGAAGGAGCAGAUCUCUCUGGCUUUUCCAGAAGCUCAUCCAGACCUGCCCGUUUUUCCUCACUUCACAACAUCAUGUAAGCUAUAGCGAUGCUUCUGGCUGUUCCUUGCAUCCCUGACCACUAACGUAGAAGUUUGGGAGAAGUUGCCACUAAAAGAUAUGAGCUGUACAGUGAAGGUCAUUUGGACAAAUGGGUCCGUGCUGAGUUCUCUUUUGCCAUCCAGGUGCUGAUUGGGUUCAAAGGCUUGAGGGAAUCAGAUACACAGGAAAUACACCCACAUAAACAACCACCUGCUGAAAGCAGAUCUAAUGUGGCAUGCAAGAAUUCCAUGUCCACAUUAUACUUUUGGGCCAUGCAACUCUGAAUAAGCGUUGCUUUGUGCGCAUGAACAACAGGUCCAAUCUCUGCUCCCAGCUUGUGUGAAUUGCAGAUACCAAAUGUAGUGGCUGAUCUCGGGGUCGGGGAAAUGCUCUUUUCCCCUUCACAGCAAGUAUUUCGCGGGAGGACUACUUCGAGACAAGCAUGAGUGGUAGCAGACCAGUGUAGUAAUUCUUCAUGUUACCUGUUCUUUUGCCACAGAUAUCCAUUGCUCCCCACCUCUUUUCUCUCUCCCCACAUUCUCUCAAUGUAUCCCAGGAGGGAUUCUGUCUCCUGGUCCCAAAAAGCCACAUUGGGUCUGAUUUUUCUUGGUGCUUACCCUUCAGAUCCAGUCCACCGUAGCAUAUGAUCCACUUUAAAUGAAGAACAGAAAGAGCCACUUGGAUGAGAAAGUUCGUACAUUGACUUUUUUUUAAUAAGAACUUCUCACCACAAUAAACGAAUGCCAAUGGACCCAUAUCAUGUAGUCACUUAUCACAGUGGGCAUGUGAGCAUGUGGUGAGCCAUAAUAGUAAUAAUAUUCUGCCAGGUUCCGAGGGUCUCUUGUGAAAAAGGGGAGGGUUGGAAUUGAAAUCAAAUUAUCAAUUUCCACUGAUCCAACCCCCCACUACAAACCCUCUCAUGUUGUUCCUUAAAAUUUCCUGUCAUUUCAUGGCGAUUAGAUGGUACCCAUGAGAAGGAAGAGGCAGAAAGAUUCCAUUCCGUAGAUGGCAAAUUUAGUCUGGAUCCAACUUUAACUGUGCAGUUCUCUUAGGUGAAGAUCUUACUUAAGCACGUGAGCAAGCGUUAGAUCAAAAGCAAACCAGUAGCUGCUAUAAGAACUAGCCUCCUGGAUCAGACCAGAGUCCAUCUAGUCCAGCACUCUGCUAC